AUGGAAUUUGUGACUCUCUUACCGAUAAAUAUUUCCCAAUCACGCGUCCAGCGUGGCACGCUACUAGGCAAUACUACAAAUGCGUCAGGCAUUUUCUCAGCUCUCGCACCCUGUCUUUUCACCCGGUUUGAGUUCAUAGGAUAUUUCUAUAUCAUGACAAUUGUCUGCCUCACAGGCAUAAUACUCAACCUCAUCAACAUUGUUGUGUUCUCAAACAAGUGCUUCAACGCAACGGUCUAUUAUUACAUGUUGGUAAUUUCGAUUACUGAUGCCGUCAGCCUCAUUGCAAUUCUCCCAACUGGUCUUGUUAGAUGUGCUGGACAUUUGGAAUCCUGUUCGCAUCCAGUAUUCCGAGAUUUUCGGUUUGCCAUGUCCUACUACAACAGCUACUUCGGGUUUGGUCUGGCCAAUGUCGCAGAGGCGGCCUCUGCCUGGCUCACAAUGCUUGUCUCCAUCGAACGCUACAUGGCCAUGAAGCAUCCCACCAUCGCAAAUGUUUACUGCAGACACCAGUCGGGCAAAAUGCAUGUCCGAACAGUGGUGUUGGUUGCCCUGGCCUUCAAUUCACCGUUCUUCUUCACCAUGCGUCUUUCCCAGCGUGUAGUUUCAACAAACACCAACCUCACCAGCGUCAAUCGCACUGUCCUGAUAAGCCGGUUGACCAAGUUUGGUGAUUCAGUUUACUACGAGAUCUACACCUGGAUCCGGUUUCUGUGUGUCCAG
Messenger RNA from Dibothriocephalus latus, 723 nucleotides. Lineage: Eukaryota; Metazoa; Platyhelminthes; Cestoda; Diphyllobothriidea; Diphyllobothriidae. The record is from the annotation of a GenBank genome assembly.